GCCUCCAUUUAGUGUACUGGCAAACUUGUAGAGGUGUGUAUGUCGAUGUACUGAUCCAUCGACUUGCAAUGGAUGACGAUAUGAUGGAUAGCAGAGACGCUCCUCCUGGUGAAACUGUUGCACCGGGAGUGGAUGAUGAUGAUAUCCCCGAGCCAGACUCUCCAAUGUCUGGAAAUCGACGCAACAGCGGGAAUUUCAGGGGCAGAGGAGGCAACAAUGGAGGAGGAGCUGACAGACGCAGUUUUGGCCAGAAUGGCCCGGGCAGUCCUCAAGACCGACAGAACAUGGGCCCUCGUGGCCCCAUGGGACCAAUGGGACCCGGUGGGCCAAGAUUCAGAGGCCGUGGAGGCCCUGGGUUUAGGCCACCACCAGGAUACAGAGGUCCACCACCACCUUUUGGUCCUCGAGGUCCCCGCUUCUCCCCUCGAGGCCCACCACCAUUUGACCCUAACUGGGGCCCCAUGCCACCUCCUGGCAUGGGUGGGCCCAUGGGUCCUCAUGGAAUGCCUCCAAUGGGGCCAAUGGGACCCAUGGGUCCAAUGGGCCCUCCUGGUCCCUGGGGAGGACCAAUGGGAGGACAAGGCCCAAAUGGGCCUCCUAACCAACAGAACGACAACGGCAACAGAGGAGGGAACUUCAACUCGAGCGGCGGCGUUGGAGGCUUCGACCUCACUGGGGAGAUCUGGGUUGAGACCAAGGCUGGAGAAGGCAAGAGUUAUUUCUACAAUGCGCGCACCAGAGAGACUACUUGGACCAAGCCUAAGGGUGAUAACAUCAAGAUACUCACACAGGGACAGGUGGAGGCAAUGGCUCAGGCGGCAGGCGUGACGCCGAACUCGCAGAGCACAGGAGACGCUACGCAGAACGGCGCCAGCACCGACGACAAGGACGGUGAAGACUCUCAUGGCUCGGACGGCGGUGACUCGCAUAAAGACAGCCAUCAAAAUGACGGCCAAUCUAAUAACUGGCAGCAGAAUAGAAAUAAUAGCAAUCAAAAUCAAGGUGGCGCUUCUGGUUCAUGGGGUAGUCCAUCAGGCAUGGGCCCGCCCCCUCGCGGCCCCCCGUUCGGUAUGCCUCCAUCUGGGUCUCCUUACGGAGGUUCAGGUGGCGGGCCACCACCCUAUAACAUGGGCCAGGGCCCAUCCGGAUUUGGGAAUAAUUCUCAUGGUGGCCAAGGAUGGAACAACUUCAACAUGAACCAAGGCCCCCCAAUGGGACCCCCUAGCUGGGGUAUGCCUCCCCCCAAUUUAGGAGCAAUGUCGCAGUUACCUCCCCCCAUGACGGGGGAUAAGGACGGUCCCCCCACAGGGGUACCGCCCAUAAAUGCUGGCUUGCUGCAGGUUCCCCCGCCGAGCAUCGUGCCUGGCGCUGCAGUCGGGGCAUCGCCUAUACAGUUACCGCCUCCUCAUGCUUUGCAGAGUGCUGGUGCUACCACUUCUUCUGGCUCCGCAGUCGUCACUCAGGGUGCUCCAUCCACGGCGGUGAGCGACAGCGACCUGGACCCUGCGCUGGUGCAGCGUGCCGCUGACUGGACGGAACACAAGGCCCCUGACGGCAAGAGCUACUACUACAACGCCAAGACUCAGGAGAGCGUUUGGGAGAAGCCCCAGCCGCUCAAGGACCUCGAAGCUGCUCGUCUGGCGCUCGCUCAAGGCAUCUCCUUGACUGCCCCCGUCAAGACAGAAGCGCCCCUUGAAGGCAAGAUAUCGGACGGGACUAAGAUGGAGAGUAAACAGGAGGACGGCGAGCCCAUGGACGAAGACAGCGAUGACGAUGACAGUGACGACGAUGUCGUUAAGAAGGAAGCGUCAGAUAGCGACUCUAAAGACGGCGUCAAAACAGAGAGUCUCAACGGAGACGUCAAAAAGGAGGAUCCAGCGGCUGUUGCAACCAAAGAAGAGAUUAAGGAAGAAACUCAAAUGGAAGUUGAGGAAAGCAAGCAGCCAAGCGAGGAGGAAGAGGCGCGCAAGGCGGCCGAGCUGAGUAAGCCCGUGUGGUCGCUGCCGGUGCCCAACACGCCGUGGUGUGUCGUGUGGACUGGCGACGCAAAGACCUUCUUCUACAACCCCACCAGCAAGGUGUCCGUAUGGGAGAAGCCCCCAGAGAUUGACGGCAGGCAGGAUGUUGAUAAAAUGCUCGCCAACACCCCACCCGAGGUGCUCAAAAUCCGGCAGCAGCUCCUGGGUACUCCUGCUACUCCUGCUGCUGCAGGGGGUGCGGUUAAUGCUGCUCCUGCCACAGCUGCCCAAACUGAAGGAGAGGAACCACCUAAUAAGAAAAUUAAAACUGACACUGAUGCCGGAGCCAACUCUGUGCGUGAAGCGAUCAAGCGCAUCGACGUCGGCAAGGAGGCGGCCAUCGAGGCCGAAGUGAAGGCAGCCAGGGAGCGCGCCAUUGUGCCGCUCGAGAUAAGGAUGAAGCAGUUCAGGGACCUGCUUGCCGAACAGGGCGUGUCAGCAUUCAGCUCCUGGGAAAAAGAACUCUCGAAGAUCGUUUUUGAUCCCCGAUACCUGCUGUUGCCCUGUAAGGAAAGGAAACAAGUUUUCGAAAAGUACGUGAAGGAGCGGGCCGAGGAGGAGCGACGUGAGAAACGCAACAAGCUGAAGGAGCGCAAAGACGAGUUCCGGCAGCUGCUCGAGAGCGCCAACCUGACGGGCAAGAACACCUUCACGGAGUUCUGCAGUAAGUUCUCUAAGGAUGAACGCUUCAAGAACAUCGAGAAGAUGAGGGAGCGCGAGUCCCUGUUCGACGAGUACCUGCUAGAGGUGCGGCGCCGGGAGAAAGAAGAGAAGCUCGCCAAACGUGAACAGGUACGCAAGGAUUUCCUGGCAAUGCUCAAAGAGUUUGAGUUUGAUCGUCACGCUCGCUGGUCGGAAGCUAAGCGCAAACUCGAGACCGACCCUCGCUACAAGGCCGUCGAGAGCAGCGUACAGCGAGAGGACUGGUUCAGAGAGCAUCUCGUUAAGGUAAAAGAAGAACGAAAUCGCGAGCGUGAACGCGAACGGGAGCGCGAACGAGAGAGAGAUCGCGAACGUGAACGUGAGAGGGAACGAGAGCGUGAGCGAGAGCGAGAACGCGAUCGAGAUAGGGACCGAGACCGGGAUCGCGAACGUUACGGAGAUCGUGACCGUGGAGAUCGGGAUCGGGACAGAGACCGUGACCGCGACAGGAUCAAGGAUCGCGAUGUUAAGGAGAAGAAGAGAGAGAAAAGUAAGGACCGAGAUCGCGAGAAGAAGAAAAAGGAUAAGAAGGACAAAGAUAAAGAUAAGGAUCAUAAGAGCAAGGAUAAAGAUAAAGACAAGCCAAGGGAUCGAGAGGAGGAGAAAGAAAAGAAGAAAAAGAAGGAUUUGGAAGAAGAACAGAACCGUAAGAGCGAGGGGGAGGAGAGUGAACACGAUGAUGCCGGCGCUGUCCAGGAGAACAAUCACGAUGAGGAAGGCGAUCAGAAGGCUCCCGAAUCUGAGGAAGCUGUUGACGAAGAAGCCCGUCGCGCUGAAGAAGAGGGAGCUGAGCGUCAGCGUCGCAUUGAAGAGAGUCUGCGCAAGCGCGAGGCUGAGGUGCAGAAGGAGCUAUCGGCGCACCUGCGCGACCGCGACAAGGAGCGACAGCAGCACAAGCACGAUGAAGCCGUGCACUGCUUCAACGCUCUGCUCGCUGAUCUGGUACGCAGCACAGACUACACGUGGAAGGAAGCCAAGAAGUCCCUAAAGAAAGACUCUCGCUGGGAGUCUGCGGCCGUACUGGACCGCGAGGAGCGCGAGGCGCUCUUCAACCUACACGUCGAGACGCUCACAAAGAGGAAGAGGGAGAAGUUCAGAGAGCUGCUGGACGAGCUAGGCGAGAUCUCGUUGGACUCGUCCUGGAAGGACGUUAAGAAGGACCUGAAGGACGACCCGCGCUACACGAAGUUCUCCUCGUCCGACAAGAAGUGCGAGAGGGAGUUCAAGGACUACCUUAAAGACAAGCUCGUCGCUGCCAAAGCUGACUACCGGGAGCUGUUAAAAGAGACGAAGAUGUUGACUCACCGUUCGUUCUCGCUGUGCGACGAGAGCGAGCAGCACUUGCGCGAGGUUGUCGAGGUGCUGCGUAAGGACCGCCGCUACCUCAUGCUUGAGUGCAUGCCUGAGGCCCGCCUCACCAUCCUCACUUCCUACUUAGAGGAGCUGCACAAACGCGGGCCUCCGCCGCCCCCCACCGCCUCGGAGCCAACACGACGGAAAUAAUCACUCGCUUAACUCCGCCACUAACGACGCUUUUUAGGCGUUUCUUUCUUGGCAAACGCGCGAAGAUUCGUGGAAUUUGUGGGGCGAUCUACGCGCUUUCCACAACUCUGCCAGGGAUGUCUAUUCCAGGGAGAGGAAUUAAUUAAAGUGAUUUAGGUUUUCAAUUCAAGUCAUUUUUAAGCUCUUGCAUACUAGAUCUUCUCUUGAGAAGGUAGUUUCGAUUUACUCGUUACUGUUCUUUUUUUUUAAAUUGAAAUAUUUAUGACGAUCUCAUAAACCUCAUUCGAAAAUAUUUGCAUCUAGAUGACGUUCUUUGCAAUCCAGAGUGCCCAUAAUAUACGCGUAUGUCAAUUCCAGCGCAUUAUUAUUAAAUUAUUUAAAUUUACUGAUAACAAAUCAAUUUAUCGUGCCGUGUUGAAGACCGAUGUAUUGAUUUCGCUCGACGCCCUGGUUUAAAAAGCCAUUUUGUAUAGUAAAACCAGUGUAAAUU
This is a messenger RNA of Hyalella azteca, 4713 nucleotides long. RefSeq names its product transcription elongation regulator 1. Gene Ontology annotation, cellular component: nucleus. NCBI's taxonomy places the organism in Eukaryota, Metazoa, Arthropoda, Malacostraca, Amphipoda, Hyalellidae. The transcript is spliced from 20 exons. Gene Ontology annotation, molecular function: transcription coregulator activity; RNA polymerase binding. The coding region runs from base 69 to 4223 and encodes 1384 amino acids. The record is from RefSeq and is a predicted model, not a curated record.